AUGGCGGAUGCAGGCGCAUCUCUGGCGCAGGACACUGCCAACUUGCAUUUGGACGAGGUCACGGGCGAGAAGGUCUCCAAGUCCGAAUUGAAGAAGAGACAGAAGCAGAGACAGACUGAGGCCAAGAAGAAGGAAAAGGCGGCUGCUGCACCACCCAAGCCGGAAAAGAAGGCCGCAAAUGCAGAGCUUGACGAGAGCAAUCUCAACCCCAAUCAAUAUUUCGAAAUCCGCAGUGGACGUGUCAACCGCCUGCGCGAGACCAAGCAACCCAACCCGUAUCCUCACAAGUUCCAAGUGAACACGGACCUGCGAUCGUUCACGGAAGAAUAUGGCAGCUUGAAGCCCGGCGAGCACAAGAAAGAUGUCGAGAUCCGCGUGGCCGGCCGUGUCUAUACCAAGCGAGCGUCUGGAGCGAAGCUCGUCUUCUACGACAUCCGUGGUGCAGGGACCAAGAUCCAGAUCAUGUGCCAGUCACAGGAGGCCGCCGGCGAGGUCAGCUUCGAGGCCCAACAUGAGCAUCUACGCCGUGGAGACAUCAUUGGCAUCAUUGGCUAUCCUGGUCGCACUGCACCCAAGAACCGUCCCAACGAGGGUGAACUAUCCGUCUUUGCUCGUGAGGUUAUUCUCCUCACGCCCUGCUUGCAUCAGAUCCCCUCAGAGCAUUUCGGUCUGCAGGAUGUGGAGACACGAUUCCGCCAGCGUUAUCUCGAUCUCAUCAUGAACGACAAGUCGAGACAGAUUUUGAUCACUCGUGCCAAGAUCAUCACCUACAUCCGGAAUUACUUCGACUCGAAUGGCUUCGUGGAGGUCGAGACCCCGAUGAUGAAUUCUAUUGCUGGAGGCGCUACAGCCAAGCCCUUCGUCACGCACAUCAACGAGUACAAGCAAGACAUGUUCAUGCGAAUUGCACCCGAGUUGUAUCUCAAGAUGCUUGUCGUUGGGGGUAUCGACCGUGUGUACGAGCUAGGCAAGCAGUUCCGCAACGAAGGUGCCGAUCUGACCCACAACCCGGAAUUCACCACGUGCGAGUUCUACGAAGCCUACGCGGACGUCUACGAUGUGAUGAAGCGAACGGAAGAUCUGGUGUCAGGUCUCGUCAAGCACGUCACGGGCUCCACCAAGACGACAUUCCACACGCAAACCAAUGAGGUCUACGAAGUUGACUGGUCGGCACCCUGGAAGCGCAUCGAGAUGAUUCCGGCGCUGGAGGAAGCCACGGGGGAGAAAUUCCCUCCGGGCGACCAGCUACACACGCAGGAGACGAACGAGUUCUUCAAGCGGGUGCUCAAGAAGGUCAACGUGACGUGCUCGCCACCGGAGACCAACGCGCGCAUGCUCGACAAGCUGGUCGGCGAGUUCAUCGAGGAGAAGUGCGUCAACCCGACCUUCAUCACGGGCCAUCCGCAGAUGAUGUCCCCGUUGGCCAAGUACCACCGCGAGCAGCCCGGCAUCUGCGAGCGGUUCGAGGCGUUCGUGUGCAAGAAGGAGAUUGUCAACGCUUACACGGAGUUGAACGACCCGUUCGACCAGCGCCUGCGGUUCGAAGAGCAGGCGCGCCAGAAGGCGCAGGGCGACGACGAGGCGCAGAUGGUGGAUGAGAAUUUCUGCACGAGUCUGGAAUUCGGCCUGCCUCCGACUGGCGGCUGGGGUAUGGGUAUCGAUCGCGUCACCAUGUUCUUGACCGACAAUUACACCAUUCGUGAGGUGUUGGCGUUCCCGUUCAUGAAGGAGCAGACGACUACGAGCGGUGGCAAGGAGAAGGAGCUGGCGGCUGAGGUGGUGGGUGUUGAACCUUUGCCUGUCGAGGGAAUCGGUGAGUUGAUCUGA
Exophiala bonariae is the source of this 1827-nucleotide messenger RNA. It is a transcript of the gene CLA4, whose product is annotated as Protein kinase. The record is from RefSeq and is a predicted model, not a curated record. Gene Ontology annotation, cellular component: cytosol; cytoplasm. NCBI's taxonomy places the organism in Eukaryota, Fungi, Ascomycota, Eurotiomycetes, Chaetothyriales, Herpotrichiellaceae. Gene Ontology annotation, molecular function: lysine-tRNA ligase activity; ATP binding; tRNA binding. The coding region runs from base 1 to 1827 and encodes 608 amino acids. The transcript is spliced from 2 exons. Gene Ontology annotation, biological process: lysyl-tRNA aminoacylation.